Morone saxatilis (striped sea-bass) is the source of this 4678-nucleotide messenger RNA. It is a transcript of the gene plekha7b, whose product is annotated as pleckstrin homology domain containing, family A member 7b. The coding region runs from base 37 to 4047 and encodes 1336 amino acids. The record is from RefSeq and is a predicted model, not a curated record. NCBI's taxonomy places the organism in Eukaryota, Metazoa, Chordata, Actinopteri, Moronidae. The transcript has 28 exons. Gene Ontology annotation, molecular function: protein binding.
GAGGCGGGGGGGGGGACAAGCCGAGUCGGAGAGAUCAUGGCGGCACCUCUUGGACGGGACACCCUACCUGACCACUGGUCGUAUGGAGUUUGUAGAGAUGGCCGGGUCUUCUUUAUCAAUGAUAAAAGUCAUAGCACUACUUGGCUACAUCCACGCACUGGUGAACCUGUUAACUCGGGACACAUGAUACGGUCAGAUUUGCCAAGAGGAUGGGAAGAGGGCUUCACGGACGAAGGAGCGAGCUACUUCAUCAACCACAAUCUUAGGGCUACGUCAUUUCGGCACCCUGUGACUGGACAGAUUUCCCCUGAAAACACAGAAUACACACUGCAAGACAGGUUAGAAUCCCGUAUGUCCAAGUCAGCGGCCAAUCAGAGAUCCCCCAGCAUGGUCACAGAGUCCUCCAAGCCUGUGACCUCAGCAGCAGUGGAUGCAACCUCAGGGUCAAAGGGCUCCAGAGGUACGGGGAAAGUACACAGUUUUGGAAAGAGGGAUCAUGCUAUUAAAAGAAACCUCAAUAUCCCAGUGGUGGUGAGAGGCUGGCUAUAUAAACAGGACAGCUCUGGAAUGCGACUGUGGAAACGGAAGUGGUUUGUUUUGUCAGACUACUGCUUGUUUUACUACAAAGAUAGCCGAGAGGAGACAGUGCUUGGUAGCAUCCCUCUGCCCAGUUAUGUCAUUGCACCAGUUGAGCCUGAUGACCACAUAAACCGCAAAUACGCUUUCAAGGCGAGCCAUACAGGAAUGCGCUCCUACAUUUACAAUAAGAACUCUGUGAUUGGCUCACAGGCAGAACACUGCGGGAUGCGGACAUAUUUCUUCAGUGCGGACACGCAGGAGGACAUGAAUGGCUGGAUCCGGGCCAUGAACCAGGCUGCGCUGAUGCAGCAGAGUCACACUAUAAAGAGAGAGGUGGAGAAGCCAAAGAAAGCUGUGCAGCAGGCAGUUCCACAGGCCAACCAUGUCCACAUCAAUCAGAACUCUUCUCAGACAGAGAGCCUUCGCAGGACAGACAGAGAGGAACCACAAGAUAAUGGUAUCCAACUGGCUCAUGGCGACGAGGUGAGGUAUGGAUUAGAAAUCCAAGGGAGGCCCAGCCAGUCAGCCACAGAGGAAAGAGCAGAGAGACUGUCUCCAGAGUUUGUCGAUGGUGUCGCCCAGAAGAACGGACAGCAAACUGUAAUCCAAGUGGCUCUGCCACCAGAACAGAAUGGAAACCUAGUCUAUCAGAGGGGCUUUGUGUCGAGGGCAGACCCUGAGAAACAUGUGCAGAGGAAGAAUACACUGGCUCAGGUGGAGCAGUGGGUCAAAGUGCACAAAGGAGACCCACCGAAGAGUGCUCCUUCUGCUGAAUAUAACCUCCCUCGGCGGACUCCUCCCUUAAAGCCCAAAGCCAGCACAGCGGAUGCCACCUAUCAAUCGUUGCCAAAGUCCCCCCGUCUCCCAUCUGGCAGCAGCUCUCCUGCAGCCACAUGCAACCUGCCCAGUGACUACAAGUAUGCCCAUGACCGGCUCAGCCACUUCCGCAUGUCCACAGAUGAGCGUACGGCCACCAAGGAGGGGAUGGUAUGGCAGCUGUACGAGUGGCAGCAGCGGCAGCAGUUCCGUCAUGGCAGCCCCACCGCUCCGAUAUACACUGGCCCCAACUUCACUGACUCUUCAUCUUUUAGAGUUACUGUGGAGAUGCCACGUUCCAUCUCCGUCCCUCCGUCCCCGUGUGAAGUCCCACCGUCAGUCCCCUCUUCCUUCAAACCCCUGUCCCCUCGCAGGCCUCACACUCCCUCAGACAGACGCACAGUCAGGCCCCUGGAUGAAGUGACACCUGGGGACAGCACACGGUCCAGCUCCCCCGGCCAUAUUUGUGCCCAACUCUCUCAGACUUCCCAAAUAGAGAGAAGGUCCAUGCCAGCCAUGGGCUAUAUCACACACACUGUCAGUGCACCCAGCUUGCAUGGCAAAACGCCAGAGGAGCUGACUCUGCUCCUCAUUCAGCUUCGGAGGCACCAGGCCAAGAUGGCUGGUGUGCAUAGCCCCGGCGAUGCAUUCGCUCACCUGCAGCACCACCAGCACAACGGUCUUCUAGGCCCCAGCAUGCAGGCUGAUGAUACUUACAUACAACUGAAGAAGGACCUGGAGUAUCUAGAUCUGAAGGUGGGCCCCAACAAAGUUACUGGACGUGAGAGUUUAAAAACAGAAAGACCAUCAAGGCCUGUGAAAAUAGCAGAAAGUGAUGCUGAUGUGAAAUUAAGUCGGCUGUGUGAACAAGACAAGAUACUACAGGAGCUAGAGGCCACGAUACGCACUUUGAAGGAGGACAAGGACAAGCUGGAGUCUGUGCUGGAUGUUUCCCACCAGCAGAUGGAGCAGUACAGAGAUCAGCCGGCCCAUGCUGAGAAGAUUGCUUAUCAGCAGAAAUUACUACAAGAGGAUGUGGUGCACAUCAGGGCUGAAAUAUCCCAAGUCUCCACAGAGAUGGAGAACGCGUGGAAUGAGUACAGCCGGCUGGAGAGAGAUGUGGAGUGGCUGAAGUCAGCCCUGCAGGGACAGAUGAACCGCAGCGAUCUCUCUCAGCAAGAGAAAGUCCAGAUCAGAAAAGAGCUGUGGAGGAUUGAGGAUGUUAUUGCAGGCCUCAGCUCCAGUAAAGCCAACUACAAAGUCACUAUCUCCUCUGUCACCAACCCAGAGAGGAAAUUUGUGCCUUCAGUGUCGGCAUCAUCAGUGCCUUCUGUGUCUGGGAGCCCGUCUGCUAUGGAGAUGAGAUUGUCCCAGCAGCAGCAGCAGCAGCACAGCCCCCACCUCAGCCCAAGUAGCCACACCCCCACCCUUUCCUCCAGCCCCAGCCAGCAGCCUUUACGCCACUCUGCAACCAUCACCAGUGGGCUGAAAUGGGGUGAGGAUGAUGUGCCUCCCAGACCUCCUCUACCUCAGCUCUACAGUCCUGACGAGCAUCCCCCUGCUGUGCCCCCGUUGCCCCGGGAGACAACGGUCAUCAGACACACUUCUGUACGCGGCCUCAAACGACAGUCAGAUGAGCGUAAAAGGGACAGAGAGAUUGGCCAGUACACUAAUGGAGACAGUAAGGUGGAACUUAGGCCUUUCCUGAGCGAUCCAGAGCUUAUGGGAGCUGGAGACGGCUCCAGUCACAUCAGCAUAGUUGCAUCUGGACAUGAUGGGUACCAGACGUUACCUAGCAGAGGAGUGGCUGGCUCAUCGCUUAGGCUAAAUCAGUCUUCAAGCAUCUCCUCAUAUGUGACCCUCCGAAGAGCAACCUCAGCUGUCGGCAUGAAGGAGAGACCAAAAAGUGCCUUGGAGCGUCUGUACUCUGGGGACCCGGCGCAGCAGCAGCAGAGGGGGAAGAUGAGUGCCGAUGAGCAGCUGGAGAGGAUGAAGAGGCACCAGAAGGCUCUCGUCCGCCAGCGCAAACGCACCCUGAGUCACGGUGACCGCCAUGCCUCGCCAUCGCCGCGCACCGCGUCCUCCUCCUCGCGCCCGCUUUCAGCAGACUUGGGAUCAUGGAAGAGAGAGCAGGACUUUGACCUGCAGUUGCUCGAGAGGGCUGUUCAGGGGGAGGAGGCACAGGGAGUUAGGAGCGUUCAGGGGGAGGAAAGACCUCCCGAGCACAAAGAGAGACCCCGCUCACACUCUGACGAAUGGCUGACCUUCCGCUCAGUGGCCACAACCCCUCCCACCCAUGAGGUUGACCUGGAGCCACUAGACUAUGACCUGGACCUUAACAAAGAGCUUUCCAAGCCUCAGAAAGUCCUGAUUCCGGAGCGCUAUGUAGAUUCAGAGCCUGAGGAGCCUCUCAGCCCACAAGAGGUAGAGGACCGCCAUCGGAAGGUGGAGCGCAUCAAGAGCAUCUUGGCAAAGUCCAGUGUGCAAAACCUAGCACCGACAGUGACUGUGGACAAGCCGGAGGUGGGGCUGGUGGCACUUGACUCGGCUCUGCAGGAGCAGGAGAGGAUCAUCACCAUGUCGUACGCUCUCGCCUCAGAGGCUUCACUCAAGAGCAAAAUAGUCGCAGCCCAAGCAAUUUCUGGACACUGAGGUGCUAUUCCACGAUGACAACAAACAACUUGAUUCUGCAAAAAAAGAGGAUCUCGUUUGAUUUUGGACAUUUACAAUUUUUCCAUACAGCGGUACAAGAAUUGUACUAAACAUGUAACCUGCUCUUUGAGGCUCACGCAGCAGUGACUUGUUAAAGUAUUUCUAGUUGCUGAGAGCGAAGACUUUGGAGUUGCUGUGCUUAUUAACUAUGGAAGUGUCUAACAAUUAUUGUUAUUAUGUUAAUCUCAUAAUAAUAAAAAAAUAUUUUCUACAUGUCAUUGCACUUUGAAUUGUACACUGUAUCAUGUUUUUCGAGGUAUGACUGAAUUGCUUUUACUUGCAGUGUGAUCUCAACUGGGAACAUAUUUGUUUUUUUUUGUCAGGUACAGAAUGUUAAGAACAAGAGGUACUAAAUGUGUCAUGAUGGUAGUAUUUUUGUCAAAACUCAGAUAAUAUUCUUACAACAAACCACUUGAAAUAUCAUAUGUAUGUACCUGUAGCACUGCCAGUCUCCUUUUAGCUUGCCAAAAUGAAUUUUAUUUUUGCUUACAUCAGGAUGAAAAUAACCUUUAACAUAUUUUCUGUGUGACUGGGGAAGGUUGCACAAUGGAAAUUUAUAAAAAUGUGAAUA